AUGCAUAUCCUCGUAGUCAACGACGAUGGCCCCCCCUCCCAGCAAUCAUCCCCCUACAUCCACUCCUUCAUCCACACGCUCCAAUCCCACGGCCACACCGUCUCCGUCGUCCUCCCACACAUCCAACGCUCCUGGAUCGGCAAAGCGCACCUCGCCGGCCGCCGCCUCACCCCCACCUACUUCCGCCCCGGCACCCUGCACACCGACGACGGCACAACCCACACGCGGCCACGCACCGACGGCGGCGAAGAAUGGGUCCUCAUCGACGGCACCCCGGCCUCCUGCACGCAGAUCGGGCUAAACCACUACUUCCACGACCGCGGCAAGAUCGACAUGGUGGUGUCGGGGCCCAACUACGGGCGCAACUCGACCUCGCUGUUCAGUCUGAGCUCGGGCACCAUCGGCGGCGCGAUGGAGGGCGCGGUGUGCGGGGUGAAGAGCGUGGCGCUGAGCUAUGCGUUCUUUGACCGCAACCAUGAUCCGGCGGUGAUUAAGGGUGCGUCGGAGGUUAGUGUGAGGGUGGUGCAGUAUCUGUUUGAGAACUGGGCCGAGGGUGUGGAUCUGUAUUCGGUGAAUGUGCCGCUGCUGCUGGGUGUGGAUGGCGACGGGACGAAGGUGCUGUAUACGAAUAUCUUGCAGAAUUAUUGGACGAUGGGGUCGUCGUUUGAGGAGGUUGAGGCGAACGAUGAGCUCGAUCCGGACGAGAGGGAGAUGCAGAUCAGGGAGGGUGGUGAGGGCGUGGGAGGGAGCGACCAGAAAGUCGUGGGGUUGAAGCAUAAGACGUUUCAGUGGGCGCCAAAGUUUGCGGAUGUGUAUAGGAGUGUGGAGGAGGCGCCGCCGGGCAAUGAUGGAUGGGCGGUGAAGGAGGGGCAUGUUAGCGUGACGCCGUUGAAAGCUAACUUUAUGCAUUUCGAUGGCCUUAUUGGGGGCGAGAUCAAGCUACCCCAAACCCGCACCCUCGCAGUAAGAGAGUCCUCAUCAGCACCCGUAGAGCAAGCAGCCCCCUACUACGCCCUCGUAGACUACGCCGACCCCUACGUCCGCCCGCGCAUCCUAGCCGCCCUGCACAAGCACCUACCCGCCCUCCGCAUCCUCACCACCCCCAUCCCGCAACCCAAGCCCACAGCCAAGAUCCUGCAUUGGUCCUCCUACGAAUCCAUCCCCUUCGAGGACAUCCUUGCCCACCCCGACAGCGCCCUCUGCAGCUCCUACAUCAUCCGCAAAGCCCUCAUCCGCAAGCACUACCUCUCGCACACCCUCACCUCCUGGACCACCAAGCACCCAGCCUCAAUCCUCGCAGGUGCGACAUCAACAACAUGCGAGCUCGAGCUCGACUACGCCGAGUACCUCGACGAGGCCCUCGCAGAAGCCUACGAGCUGCGCGACUCCCUCGCCGCAAACGACAACCAGCCCCCCUCGCAGCGCCAAUGGUGGAUCCUGAAGCCGGGGAUGAGCGACCGGGGCCAGGGCAUCCGGCUGUUCUCGACGCUGCCCGAGCUCGAGGCCAUAUUUGAGGAGUUUGAGGGCGACGACGACACCGACGACGAAGACGAAGACAACGACAACGACGCCUGGGGCGUCGAGAACGGCAAAGUAGUCACGUCCGACGCGGCCGCAAACGCAUCCGGCAUCGUCACAAGCCAGCUCCGCCACUUUGUCGCCCAGUCCUACAUCCACCCGCCGCUGCUCAUCGCAAACACAAAGUUCCACAUCCGCACCUACGUGCUCGCCGUCGGCGGGCUGUGCGUCUACGUGUACCGCCGCAUGCUCGCGCUCUUCGCGGGACAGCCCUACGUUGCGCCAUGGGAAGAGAGCGCCGAUCUCAGCGGACACCUCACAAACACCUGUCUCCAGAGCGGGGACCGCGACGGGAGCGUCCGGCUCUUCUGGGACCUCGCUGAUGACGUAGCGGGCGGCAAGGAGGCGCUGGAGGGGGUGUGGAGCAAGAUACAGCGCAUCGUGGGGGAGACGUGGGAGGCUGCGGCGAGGGGGCAGAGGGUACACUUUCAGACGCUGCCGAAUGCGUUUGAGGUGUUUGGGGUGGACUUUUUGGUGGAUGCGGCGAUGGGCGUGUAUUUGUUGGAGGUGAAUGCGUAUCCGGAUUUUAGGCAGACGGGGGAGGAGCUGGGGGGUGUGAUUGAUGGGCUGUUUGAGGGCGUGGUGGAGAGGGCUGUGAUGCCGUUUUUGGGGGUGGGUAAGGAGGAGGGAGAGGGGGAGAGUGAGAUGGUGAAGGUGUUGGAUGUGGAGUUGGGGAGUUGGUAA
This is a messenger RNA of Morchella importuna, 2262 nucleotides long. RefSeq lists its product as uncharacterized. Gene Ontology annotation, molecular function: hydrolase activity. NCBI's taxonomy places the organism in Eukaryota, Fungi, Ascomycota, Pezizomycetes, Pezizales, Morchellaceae. The transcript has 4 exons. The record is from RefSeq and is a predicted model, not a curated record. Gene Ontology annotation, cellular component: P-body. Bases 1 to 2262 code for a protein of 753 amino acids. Gene Ontology annotation, biological process: protein modification process.